Camponotus floridanus (Florida carpenter ant) is the source of this 2157-nucleotide messenger RNA. RefSeq names its product glucose-6-phosphate exchanger SLC37A2 (gene MFS16). The transcript has 10 exons. Gene Ontology annotation, cellular component: membrane. Gene Ontology annotation, molecular function: transmembrane transporter activity. The record is from RefSeq and is a predicted model, not a curated record. Gene Ontology annotation, biological process: transmembrane transport. NCBI's taxonomy places the organism in Eukaryota, Metazoa, Arthropoda, Insecta, Hymenoptera, Formicidae. The coding region runs from base 356 to 1975 and encodes 539 amino acids.
UACGAUUGACAGCUGUGAGUUUAUUUAUCAUUUAUUGUCGUCUCUUAUCAAUCCAUGAGUAUCACUCGCAAUGAUGAGUAUUACACGGAACGUCGUCAACGUAAUACUCUACGCAGUAUGACGAAUGAUUUACCAGGAAAUUGUGCACGAGAAGGUCUACAGGCUGUUAUCUGCAAAUUUAGAUAAUUAAGAGAUGGAAGCAUUUUUUAAGCACAACAUUGUGUAAGAUACAUAUUUACGCACUAAAGAGUAAAAUACAGAAAGCAGGGCUUUGCUGUUUAGCAUAAUAUUAUUAAUACUCAACACAUGACAAGUGAUUGAAAAUCCAAAGAAAUCAUUGAAGGAAGUAAUAAAUAUGAAUGGGCCCACAAGAGACUUGCCAUGGGGCUUCCAAGCCUUGAAGUACAUGUUCAACAGUUGCUGUGAGCAUCGUCGCAUCAAUCGGAUGGCAUGGCAUCAAGGAGGGAUACUAGCGAUUACUUACUUAGCGUACACUUGUUACCACAUGACUCGGAAGCCAAUAUCUGUGGUGAAGAGUGUCCUGACUCACAAUUGCAGUAAUUUGUCGCCACCUCCGGAUAUUUCUGUGAAUGACAGCAACCGUGACACUUGGUGCGAUUGGGCUCCAUUUGAUACUGAGGAUGCACCAGCAUUGCUUGGUAUGUUGGACUCAGCGUUUCUGUUCACCUACGCAGUAGCUAUGUUUUUCAGUGGAUUUAUAGCGGAGAGAACGAAUCUGCGAUACUUUCUCUCCUUUGGGAUGCUCGCGUCAGGCAUAUCGUGCUACUUGUUUGGAAUCGCUAAAUCAUACAAUAUCCACAAUUUGUGGUACUUUAUUUUCGUGCAGGCAAUAGGUGGAGUCUUUCAAACUUCUGGUUGGCCUGGUGUGGUAACAGUUGUGGGGAAUUGGUUUGGAAAAAGCAAACGUGGCUUGAUCUACGGAAUAUGGAACUCUCAUACAUCUUUGGGAAACAUAUUAGGCAGUUUAAUCGCGGCCACGUACGUUGAAUCCGACUGGAGUCUGAGUUUCAUAGUGCCUGGCCUAAUAAUGGGAAUAAUAGGAUUCCUCGUCUUCCUGUUCUUAAUACCGAAUCCUAUCGACAUAGGAUGUAGUCCGCCCGCUGCUCUCGGAUAUCGGAAGAUCGACAACAGUUCAGACGAUGAUCAGACUGACAUAGCUUCCGAUACUCAUAAUAUCAACGAGGAUCGUCUCACCUAUCGCUGUGUCUACCGUGAACAACUGCCUAUCAACAGUUCAGUCGUUGAGCGAUCCGAGACCAGCCCGAUGCUAUCAGGACACCGUCGUAUCUAUUGUGCACCUCGCAAUAACGCGAUUGGCUUCAUGAGAGCCAUGAAGAUACCCGGUGUCAUCGAAUAUUCCUUAUCCUUGUUCUUCGCCAAGCUCGUUAGUUAUACAUUCCUGUACUGGUUACCAUUGUACAUUGAGGCUUCAACUAGUUACGGUGCAACCAUGAGCGCAAACUUGUCCACUCUGUUCGACAUAGGCGGUAUAAUAGGCGCCAUAGCAGCUGGUGUUCUUUCAGACUCCAGCGGCAUGAGUGCUGUGACAUGUACUGUGAUGUUUGGAUUCGCAUGUCCUGCGUUAUUUUUAUACAAUUAUGUUGGAAACACCACUCUAGGCGUCAACAUAGUAUUACUAUUAAUAGCUGGAAUACUAGUGAAUGGUCCUUAUGCCUUGAUAACGACCGCUGUGUCAGCCGAAUUAGGAACUCAUCCUAACUUGGGAGAAAACUCAAAGGCGUUAGCUACAGUGACAGCCAUCAUUGACGGAACUGGCAGCAUUGGUGCUGCGGUUGGUCCUCUAUUAGCAGGUUUAGUAUCUCGAUGGGCUAAAUGGAACAAUGUGUUUCAUAUGCUUAUGACCGCAGACUUGCUAGCCCUAUUGUUUUUGUCCAGAUUAGUUUAUCGAGAAGUAAAAUUACACAGGCAGAGACGAAGAGUUAUACAAAUGUAGACUUUUAAAUAGAACUUGUUAAAGCAAAUUUUUACCUAAAUAUGGAUUUCGCGCAUACAUCCUGGAUCUAUGUACUUAUAAUCUCGCUCAUAUUCUCUUAAAAGUGUACAAAAAUGUUGUACAGCAUUCCCAAAAAACAAAUGAAAUUGAAACAUACAAGAUAUUUAAAAAUGUACAAAAAA